This is a messenger RNA of Oncorhynchus masou masou (cherry salmon), 621 nucleotides long. RefSeq names its product E3 ubiquitin-protein ligase znrf3-like. Gene Ontology annotation, molecular function: frizzled binding; ubiquitin protein ligase activity. Gene Ontology annotation, cellular component: plasma membrane. Lineage: Eukaryota; Metazoa; Chordata; Actinopteri; Salmoniformes; Salmonidae. Gene Ontology annotation, biological process: negative regulation of canonical Wnt signaling pathway; Wnt receptor catabolic process; ubiquitin-dependent protein catabolic process. The transcript has 5 exons. The record is from RefSeq and is a predicted model, not a curated record. The annotation marks the transcript as partial.
AUGGGGGCAUUUGAAGAGGACGUGGGGAUGCUGCUUUCCUUCGAUACCCCGGAGCUGGGGGAGUUCAAGGAGGUGGGAAAGAAGGCCAUAUACAGAACAUGUGUAAAGGUGUCCCAUGCCUCUUCCCUGGAAGGGGCGAAGCGAGCAGUUCAGAGAGGGGCGACGGCUGUCAUUUUUGACGUGUCUGAAAACUCUGAUGCCAUUGAUCAGCUAAACAAGUUAGCAGAGGACCCUCUGAAGAGGCCGGUGGUUUAUGUGAAGGGGGCCGAUGCUGUUAAGCUGAUGAACAUAGUCAACAAGCAGAAAGUGGCCCGCGCCAGGAUCCAGCACAGACCACCGAGGCAGCCUACAGAGUACUUUGACAUGGGGAUCUUCCUGGCCUUCUUCGUAGUGGUGUCUCUGGUCUGCCUCGUGCUGCUCAUCAAGAUCAAACUAAAACAGAGAAGAAGCCAGAGUUCUAUGAAUAGGAUGGCCAUCCAGGCCCUGGAGAAGAUGGAGACCAGGAAGUUCAAGGCCAAGGCCAAGGGUCAGCGUGAGAGCAGCUACGGAGUGUCUGAUUCACUGAGCAGUAGCUCCACCUCUGACUGUGCCAUCUGUCUGGAGAAGUACAUAGAUGGAGAG